This is a messenger RNA of Dibothriocephalus latus, 816 nucleotides long. The record is from the annotation of a GenBank genome assembly. NCBI's taxonomy places the organism in Eukaryota, Metazoa, Platyhelminthes, Cestoda, Diphyllobothriidea, Diphyllobothriidae.
AUGACUAAUCGCGGGAACGGAGGCAUUGCCACCCUCUUCGUUCUGGAAAACGCCACAUCGGAGAAUUCAUUCCUACUCUUCGUGGCCGUUCUCACUCUAGUCCCCAUAGCAAGGAGCAAUGAGUGUAGCAGCUUAGUGGGAAUACUGAUGCGCUAUGGGAUGAUCCAAUUUCUGAAGGGUCGAGACCACUAUGUGAUUAAAAACCCCAUGACUGUUGGACCUUGGGAUGUGCAAGACGCAAAAGUCUACAAUCUCAGCAGCAUGCGGAUCUCCCCAGACGUCAAACUCAGUGACUUUGUGAAGACGGAAAGUGGAAUCACGCCCUGUUUCCGAGCCAACUUCUCGGUCGGUUUUCAGGAAAUCGUCGUAGCUGGCAAGUCGCGUAUUAGCUUCAUGGGUAGGCUGGGCAAGUUCGAUCCAGUGCGCUUUCUCAUCCUGCCCUUUGAGGUGGAGGUUGCCCUACGAGUCUGCUCACCCUUCGAACUGUCCAGGGCCAACCUUGCAAUAGACCUGAUCCCCGAGACAGCCAACCAUACCGACCCAGUCAAGCUGGCCCAGCUGCAAAUAGAGUUAGAAGGGUUCCGUUUCCUGCAAUGGACGGGAGUGCGAGUGAAGGGGAAAGGCUUCUUCCGUCGAAUGGUGGGUGUCGCAGUUCGCCUCAGUGUGGUGAACAACGCGAUUAAAAGCCGGCUGGAGAAACGCAUGCACGCGUACAUGCUCCAGAAGUUGGCUUCCUUUACCGAGAAACUGUAUCAAAGAGUGGAGAGGUGGGUAGACAGAGCCCGAAAACAGUACUUCAGCAAAUUGCAAGCGUAG